Messenger RNA from Orbilia oligospora ATCC 24927, 957 nucleotides. RefSeq lists its product as uncharacterized. Gene Ontology annotation, molecular function: acetyltransferase activity. The record is from RefSeq and is a predicted model, not a curated record. NCBI's taxonomy places the organism in Eukaryota, Fungi, Ascomycota, Orbiliomycetes, Orbiliales, Orbiliaceae. The transcript has 2 exons. The coding region runs from base 1 to 957 and encodes 318 amino acids.
AUGACGGCAGAAGAAACGACUCCAAACUACCCUGUGACCUUCUCUCAGGCACAAGUUCAGGAAUACCUCGAGUUCCUUCAAUUUACAAAAGAUGAAAUCGAAAAUAUCCAAAAACCUACGUUUGAGAACCUCGCAAUCCUUGUGAUCAGACAUCUAGCUACUGCACCGUUUUCUAGUGUUGACAUCCACUACUCCAAAGAUCACACCAUAACCAUCGCCAUCGAUGCCAUCUUUGACAAAGUCGUCAAACGCAAAAGAGGCGGCUACUGCAUGGAACUCAACAAUCUUUUCUCAUGCUUGCUUGCUACCCUCGGAUUCAACACAUGGCUUUGUCCUUCCCGAGCUACUAGCAAUCAUGGCGGGGACGUCAAGAACCGUGCUUACCAUGGCAUCUCACACUGCGUGAACCUCGUUGAAUUUGAAGAUGGGAAGAAAUACCUAGUCGAUGUCGGGUACGGUGGUGCUGCUAUCGUGCGACCUAUGGAGCUUAUUGAAGGGACUCUAAUCGACGGGGUGGGAGAAGAGCAACACCGACUGAUCAAAGCGACUGUUCCGGAAGCAAGAAGGAAGGAAUUACAUUGGUUGGUACAGCAUAAAUUGAGCUCUGAGGAGGACUGGACGGAUCUUUACAUGUUUUUUGAGGUCGAAGCGAUAUUGGAUGAUUGUGUUAUCUGGUCCAAUUGGUCUUCGACCCAGGAAGCGCUCUUCAGGAGUAAUAUCUUGGUAGCGAUGGUUAUCAGGGAAGGGAAUGAGCCGGUGGGGAAGUAUACGCUAUGGAAUGGGAUAGUUAGGAAGAAAUAUCAGACCGAGCUAGAAUAUUUCCCAUUGGUAAACGAAGAGGAGAGGGUGAAGGCCUUCAGGACGUAUUUUGGGAUUGAGCUUUCCGAGGAGGACGCCGAGGCUAUAAAGGGUAGAGAGCCGGAAUUAAAACCUGCCGAUACGGAUGCGACCCAUUGA